AGAGAAAGUGAGAAAAGAAAGAAAAGGAUAGAAAUGAAAGAGGGACAUAGAGAGAGAAAGAAGGAGAGAAGGAGAGUGAGAGACAAAGAGAGAAAAGAGAGAGAGAGAGAGAAAAUGGAAUUUCUCUAUUUCACAUGUCCUCACUUUCUUCAUUACAGAUUAAUAAACCUAUUGAUUGGUUUGAACGAACUCCUUUAAUCUGUGCCUGUGAAGUGGGCGCCGAUAGAAGAAUCAUCGACAUUUUGAUAGACGCAGGAAGCCAGUUCGGAGCGAAAGACGUCGGGGGUCUUACAGCUUUGCAUUUGGCUGUGUUGAGGCGUCGACUGCAAGCUGUGAAGCUAUUACUCUCUCGGGGCAGCAAUGUCAACGAGAAGGACAUUUACGGCAGUACUCCUCUCCAUUUGGCUGUAAACUCAUCUCCGGAAUGGACAGAUGGUGUGAAAGCUAUAAUGAACCAGAGCGCUGUUGAGGUGAAUCCUCGAAAUAAAGAUGGUCAAACACCGCUGCAAUUGGCCUGUUAUAAUGGAUACUUGCACACUGUCGAGCUGUUGUUGGGUCACAAUGGCAUCGAUGCCAAUGUCGUGAACAACAAUGGAGACACACCACUGCAUAUGGCAGUUCGGGGGCGACAGUAUAAAGUGGUGUGUGCGAUGCUGAAGCAGGAUUCUGUUCAGCUUGAUAUCAAGAACCAUCAGAAAGUGACACCAUUGCUGUUAGCUGUCUCUAUUGGCCACCUCGAAAUGGUGCACCAGUUGAUAGCAAAAGGUGCAGACGUAAAUGUUGUCAAUAAUGAAGGCAACAAUUGUCUGCACCUGGCUGUGAAGAGUAGGAGGAGGUUUCAUUCCGAGGUUGAACCUUUAAGUAUAUUAGAUAAGGUAAGUUUGGAAAUUGUUUAUGAAUAUCUGUGUGUGUCUGUGUGUGUGUGUGGUGUGUGUGGUUUUGAAAGAAGGAGAGUGAGAGAGCGAGAGAGACAGACAGACAAACAUUGACUGUCAUGUCUCAAUUCACACUCAUCAACCUUUCUUUUAAGUAACCCAGUCCCCCACCUGAGAGCCUUAGUUAUAUUUUGUAACUAGGAAAAUUCCAUCACCUGCUACCCUCAAAGCCAUGGCCUCUCCACCAUAAAGAAGGUAGCCUAUCUUGGACAUUGGUCAUAUAAACACAGCCAUUACUGUGUAGAGGAGAGGUGACCUCCUGAAGAGAGGAAAUAUUCCUUAAUAAUAAUGAUACAGGUGAUAUGAUAAAGGAUAACCUUUAUGGUGCUGGUGUCAUGAUAAAUACAUCCAUUCCAUUGUAUGAAGAAUUCUUCAAAAGAACAGAUAUCAUAUAUGCUCUGGCGUUCUGUGGAAAUGCCAUAACAAUGUUGAAUCUCAGAACGCUAGAGAAUGGAUACAAUGAAUUAGGGUCCUUAGGGAGUUUUCCCUGCAUUUAAGCAUUGUAUGUACAACUAUACACACACACACACACACACAUAUGUAUAUAUAUAUGUAUAUGUAGAUGGCAACGGCUAAAUGUAUGUAUGUGUGCGUGUGUGUAAAACU
Messenger RNA from Octopus sinensis (East Asian common octopus), 1541 nucleotides. RefSeq names its product death-associated protein kinase 1-like. The record is from RefSeq and is a predicted model, not a curated record. Bases 135 to 989 code for a protein of 284 amino acids. Lineage: Eukaryota; Metazoa; Mollusca; Cephalopoda; Octopoda; Octopodidae. Gene Ontology annotation, molecular function: protein binding. The transcript has 6 exons.